AGAGAUUAGAGCUGUAAUAUUGUAGUGUUUGACCAAAUGUAACUGUUCGGAAAGCAGUCUAUUUUAUGCUACACAAAAGGUUCGAUAUCUACAUGCCGUAUAGAGCAACACUAGUGAGAAUGUAAGCUAAAAUCGGGACUAAAUACAUAAUACAAACAGCCGUUUAUUAGUGCCAUCAUGGCCGCGCUGCCUUUAACCGAAGGAAAUGUGGCGGACAUUCUCCAGCACCAUGGACGAUUUGCUGUAAAGGAAAUCCUUAGACCUCUGCUGACCCUCAAGGAUUUGCAAGAUGCUAAGAGGGCUGCGAGAGUCAACUAUGACCACUCCCUAUCGAAGGCGGUCCCGAGGAAAAGAAGCGUCCGGAAAUCGAAGAGAAACGCAUUUCUGUCUGCAUUUACAACAAGGAAAACUGAAGGAAGGACAUCAACAAAUCUUGACAAGAGGGAGGAACUCCCAGCGUCUGACCACGCCCUGCUUGAAGUCACACAGGAAGACCCAAGCAGGAGUUUGUUUCAAGUCAAGGAACGGCAGAUCCAGAUAUUCAUUUCGAAUUCAGUGAAGGAGACCCUCUGCCUGCAACUUCAUCCUUCAACUUCCAUCUUAGGCUUGAAAGAAAUAAUCCAAGAAAAAAUAGGCAUCCCACAAAAGAAACAGCAUCUUGUCACUAGGAAAGGCUUAGAGCUUUGUGACAGAGUCUCCCUUCGUGACUACGGUAUUCAGCAAGACACCAAUCUAGACUUGCAGCUUGUUGCUGGCUUAAUGGGUGGCACUAAAAAAAAACAUUCAGGUCACAAGAAAAACAACGAGACAUCGCCAACGCCAAGGGAAAUGAUCGACACCACUGUCAAAGAAAAUUUGUAUCUUCAUACAGUACCACAAGCUAUACACAAGCCAACUUCUCGUAAGAAGGCCACCCGCAGGAGCAGGAAGCGAGACAACUCGACCUUUUCACUCAGUCCUCCUUCCCCUAACGAAACAGGAGACAGCGGUGAGGAAAAAAGAAGGAAGACAAAUGAACCGGGGAGGACAUCCUUUCAAGACGUCGAACCCAGAGCACACAGUGACUCUCAUGAGAGGCAAGAAGAAACUAUGAAAUCAAGGAGUGCUUGCCCUGCCUCAUCGAACAACUCCAAGAAAUCCAAAGGCAGGAAAAGAACGAGUAGAUCAUCCCAACACCAUAAUGAAUCCACAAGACCUGCCGAGCAGAAAGAUAACUUAGAGCAAUCUAUUCGAUUUCCCAGGAAAGGUUUUCAGAAAAGUACUGAAAUUGGGCCGUGCGUGUCUUCUGCAUCAGAAAAUAUCUCCAAGAAACCGAGAGGAAGGAAGAGAAGACGUAAAACAACUCCAUCUCAAGACGAACUCAAAAGCCAGCGUGUUUCUGCGGAGAGAGCCAAUGUACCUGCUUUGACUUCGGCUUCAGGAGCCAUCCCUAAGAAAAGUAGAAAGGAAAUCGAAUGCCACGAGCCGCAAGAUGCAUCCAGAAAACAGGACUUAUAUUCCUCCAGUUCUUCAUCAACCGCAGACCCCUUCUUAAGGAAGUGUAGAAGAAAGAGCAAGUGUGGUAAAGAGGCAACCAAGAUGCAAGCUGCACAAGUCGACAGACAGAUCGACUCAGAGAAGUCCUUGGAUAUUACUACAUGCAGAGCAGGAGACAGCAAGAAGACUCGUAAAAGAACAAGAAAGAGACGUCAUAAAAAAUCCACUUUUCAGGAAAAUCAGAGAAAACGGAGUGAAUCGAUUGAAAUUCGAACCGACCCGACUCAACCCCCUCGUGUUUUACCUGGAGAAGAUCGACAGUCUGAGACUAAAGAUAUCAGGCAACAUGCAACGCGUCACCUCUUAACUAGUCGUUGUAACGGUGGGAAGCAGACAUGUAAUGAGGAACCGAAUAGGACAUAUAAUGUGGAAGCAAAGAAGACAUCCUAUAAGAAACCGAAGAAGACAUCUAAUAAGGAACCGAAGAAGACGUCUAAUGAGGAAUUAAAGAAGACAUCUAACGCGGAACGGAAGAAGACAUCUAAUGAGAAACCGAAGAAGACAUCUAAUGAAGAACCGAAGAAGACUUUUAAUAAGGAACCGAAGAAGUCAUCUAGUAAGGAACUGAAGAAUGAGUCAAACAAGACAUUGAAUGCAGAACCGAUGAAGACACCUAUAAAUGAUGAACCAAAGAACACAUCUAGUGAGAAGACAUCUAAUGAGGAACCUAAGAAGACAUCUAAUGAGAAAUCGAAGAAGACAUCGAAUGCAGAACCGAUGAAGACACCUAUAAAUGAUGAACUAAAGAAGGCAUCUAGUAACGAACCAAAGAGUAACGAGGGACCGAAGAAGACAUCUAAAAAGGAAUCGAAGAAGACAUCUAAUGAAGAACCAAAGAAGACAUCUAAUGAAGACCCAAAGACGACAUCUAAUGAGAAACUGAAUAAGACAUCUAAAGAGAAACCGAAGAAGACAUCGAAGGAGGAACCGAAGAAGACAUCUAAUCAGGAACCCAAAAAGACAUCUUAUAAGAAACCGAAGAUGAGCCGGCAACAAUUUGGAAACAGUAUCAAUAAAAUUAAAACUCUUCAAAUCCACGGAGCCAACAAGAGCCCUAUCUUUGUUGGAACCUGCACUGGGAGCUCAAUACAUUACAGUACAGGUAGAGCCACAGGAGAAGCACACGAUCGCAGAGUUGCUGAUAUGGCAGAGAAGGCUCUAAAGAAGGCGUACAUAAGCAGAGGGGGUUUCGUUCACCUCAUUCCAUGGGUGAGUGACGAUAAAAUGCACAUCAUGGACAUCUACACGAAACUUGAGUUAGAAAAAACAGACAAGCCCGAGGAGGGCAAGAUAAAAUCCUACGAGGAGAUUUUCCGCAAGUCAAGAGAGGGCUUUCUAAUUAAACGUAUGGUUCUGACUGGCACGGCUGGUUUGGGAAAGUCCACCCUGGUUGACAAAAUGGCGUACGAUUGGGCGGUGGGUUUAUGCAAGAAACUUGGAGAGUACAAACUUGUCUUUGUCCUGAAAAUGCACGCACUUGAGCAAACCUCUGAUUUUCUCGAUGCUGUUUUUGAUAAGAUCCUAGACGAAACUUGCAUCGAGAAGGCUGCGUUGAGCUCUUACAUCAAUACGAAUCCAGACCAGGUUCUGAUUCUUCUUGAUGGUUUCGAUGAGCUGAUAACCACCUCGCUUAAUGAGCGCGAAUUUGGUUCAAUUUUGAAAAUCCUAAACAGAAGGAAAGGCGCAGAAUUUAGUGUCAUCGUAACAACGCGGCCCUCGCAUAAUGACAAACUGGUGAGUAGAAACCUGAUUGAAGAACCCGUCACGCGGGUAAAGGUUUUGGGAUUUAGUAAAGAAUGCAUUGUGCAAUAUGUGUUGAAAUUUUACUCGUCAGAUCCUGAAAAGGCCCGGGGGCUUUUGGAGAUGAUUUUGUCCUCCUCUGCUCUCUUUGAUUUGGCAAAUAGCCCUAUGCUCUUGCUCUUAAUGUGUAUUCUAUGGCGAGAGGAAAGCAGGCUCCCCGAAACCAUGUCAUCACUCUACAGAGAAGCGAUGAGGUACAUAUUCAUGCGAAAGGCAGACACUACACCAGAAGAUAUGUCAAACCUGAUUUUAGAAAUCGGAAAGGUAGCAUUGGAUGGUUUGCUUGCACCGAAGCAGAUUCUUUCCUUUCCGGAGAAUCUUUUUAAAAGUGGUGUUCUUUCUCUUGCCAUCAGUGCAGGUAUACUUAGCAGCCAGCGGGUCAUGAAGCAGCUCGAUACCCAUAACAGUCUCAUGUUCAUUCACAAAACUUUUCAGGAGUACUGCGCGGCAAUUUUCUUCCAACAUCUUCAGCGAACCGGUGAUGAAGAGUUGCAAAGAGUGGUUGAUAAGAUAGACCAAAAAAAGGGCAACAUUACAGAUCUGGACUAUUUGCUACGAUUUUGUUGUGGAGACAAUGAGGCAUGCACAGUUAUAAUUUUGCAGAUCGUACAUAAGUAUUUGUACUAUUUCUGUAGCGACUUGAGGUGGUUGCUUUUUUCUUGUUAUUUUGAGUGUCAAUCAAAUUUCAUUCCAUCUGAGAAAUUGAUCUUGUCAGUAAUUGACAAGGAUCGAUUACAAUUUAAUUGGUGUGGGAAAGACUUCGUUAACGCAUUUAUAUACUUUCUGGAGCAUGUACGUGUUGACUCAGACGGCAAUGGAAACCAUUACCUUUCCGAAGUCGAGGAAAUUAGGUUACAUCAAUGUGACUUAAAAAGCUUUGACGAACGUUUCGGACAUGUGUUGGAAAGAAUGACAAAUAUCAAAUCAUUGAAACUAUACAGCUGCUCGUUAACGGCGAGCAACUUUAAACAUAUUGUAUCGUCGCUUGAGAACGCAGACGAAUUGGUCCAACUUGAGGUUAGAGGGAACGAAAUGCUGAGUGGUUCCGCAAAUAAAUUGCCGUCCAAAUCAAAAUGCCUAAAACGUCUUGAGAUAUUAGACAUGUGUGAAUGUCUGAUGAGAGGUCAUGACAUGGACUUGCUGCUGCGGGAGAUGACCAAUUUGGUAACGCUGUUGUUGUCUGGAAACGAAUUCGGCAACUCUGCAUUAUUAUUUGGCCCUCACUUGCAACAAAUGCAACAACUGCAGCAGCUUGACUUGAGUGACUGUCGUUUAAGAGGUGUCGACGCCGGACAUAUUGUUGUAGCAGUGAGCAGCACCAUCAUUGAUCUGAACCUCUCCAAGAAUAAAGGGUUGUGCGAAACAGCAAGACUGUGGGCCCCUUAUCUUAACCGAUUGAAACGUCUGCAGAAGCUGGGCUUGGGUUACUGUGCGUUGACAGGUACAGAUGUGAAGUACGUGGAUGCAAGCAGCUUGUUGGAACUGAACUUGUCAGGUAACAAUGAACUAGGGGGCUCCGCAGAGAUAUGGUCCCCCACUUUGAAAUGUAUGACAAAACUGAAUAGUUUGGCAUUAGCUGGCUGUAACAUACAACAAAGUGACUUACCACACCUGAAAGAUUUAGUGUGUUGUCUUCCUUCUAUCGAAGAAUGUGUAUCAAGGAUGUUCAGUAUUAUUCAAGUUUAUCACGAUUACAUUAGGCUUGAUUUAAACAAAACUCUGACUGGUGAAGAUAUAUCCAUUGCUUUGAAAGCACUGGAAAACACCAAACAUGCUUGUGUCGAAGUGUCUGGUUCCGGACAUGCCCCAGGGAUCCUACAUACAAAGAUGUGGUCUUCUUCUUUGCCGCUUGUGAAAAACCUCAGCAAGUUGAGUCUCAAAGGAUGCUCUUUGAAGAGCAGGAACAUCAAACACAUUGCGAAGUCGAUUUGUGACGCAACAAAACUGGUGCAACUGGAUCUGUCAGAGAACCAAACGUUGGGUGGUGAUGCGGUGGUAUGGUGUCGUCAACUGAAGAAGUUGAAACGCCUCCAGAAGGUAUUCUUUAAAAAGUGCUGCUUGAAGGGCCAAGACAUGCAGCACUUGCUGGUGUCACUUGGGAAGCUUAAUCAGUUGGUCGAGGUAGACCUCUCUGAAAACGAUCAGUUGAGUGGUUCGGCAGCAUUAUGGUCCUAUCAUCUGAAACACCUGACCAACCUCCAAACGCUCAAACUGACAGAUUGUAAGUUUCAGCCAGAAGAUUUAAAAAGUCUUGUCCCAUCAGUUCUUGAUAUGGUGAGUCUUGAGACAUGUCACACUGGCAUGCUAGACGUUAAGAAGACAACAAGUGGCACGACCGUGCACGUGAAUGGGUGUUCUUCAUUAACUGGGAGAGACCUGGCCGAUCUGUUGAAGGCAAUGGGUAAAAGGAGUGACCUGGUUGAGUUGAAACUCACAGAUGUGAGCAAUGUCAUGGGGGAGACUCAAGCUGCCAUAUGGGCCCCUUAUCUGAAAGAACUUACACACUUAAAUCGGUUGAGUCUGAACAAUAAUUUCAACCGAGGCAAGUAUAUCAGACACGUUGCAAAGUGCUUGGGUAGCAUGCCGUCUGUUGUCGAGUUGGACCUCUCAGGUAACCACGCUCUCGGCGGCUCGGCAAGCUUAUGGUGCAGAUAUUUGAAGCAAAUGAAGCACAUCCGGAACCUCAAUAUGAGCUUAUGUGGACUGACAGGUGAAGACAUCAAGAACAUGGCUCCUUCGCUGUGUGAUAACAUAACACAGUUAGACCUUUCAGAUAAUUCCACUCUGAGUGGUUCAACCAGAUCAUGGGCAUUAUCCUUGAGCAAACUGAGCAACCUUAAAACGCUUACGGUAGAUAAUUGUUCUUUAACCGGUGAAGAUGUUACCGAAGCUGCUAUAUCCAGCAGCGGUAUGGAACAACGCGUAAGUUUUUUAUCUAUUGACAAUGAAGUGGAUCCCCUAAGUGCCCUUUAUCACUACAGAGAAGAAUGUUGCAGAAGGUUUUGUUUUAGGCAAACAGGGCAUGGUUUUACUGGCAUGGUCUUGGACUUAAGGCAAUGCUUUCUGUCUCCGAGGCAAAUUGCUCGUGUUUUGGAGGCGAUGGGAAAAAGAAAAGACGUCGUGAAAUUGCAUCUGACUAAAAACAGAAAUCUUCGAGGCUCAGCCGCAGAUUGGUGCCCGUCUUUGGAACACUUGCAGCAUCUCCAGAAGUUUGACUUUAGCGCAAACACACUGACUGCAGAAGAUCUCAAACAGGUUUUGUUGUCAUGUAGUUCUAUCCCUAACUUGACUGAAGUGAAUUUCUCAUACAGUGAGGGCCUUGGUGGAUCUGGUCGUAUCUGGGCCAAACACAUCCACAAAUUGAAGAAACUUCAGAAACUUAAACUAGUUAGAUUGUCACUGCAAAGUGGCGAUGUGAAACCUGUGGCUAAAUCGUUAAGCCGCAUGCCUGAGUUGGUCGAGCUGGUUCUGUCAGAUAACCGGUCACUUGGUGGCUGUGCUUCUACUUGGGCACGAUAUUUAAGCAGAAUGGUACACCUUACAGAGUUGAUUCUACAGGAUUGUUCCUUAAUUGGAGAAGAUGUAGGUUACUUUGCUUGUGCAGUAGCCACCAUGCCUAAUUUGGUUAAGCUGGAUCUCUCACGCAACCCAACGCUUGGUGAUUCAGACGCCUGUUGGUUAGACUUACGCAACAUGGAACAUCUCCAGAGUCUUAAGUUGGGAUAUUGUGAAUUGGUGGGAGGCGACAUUGAAAACAUCAUCGAGUCUGUAAGUGCUAUGCCCGCACUGCAAGAUCUGUGUCUGUCUUGGACAGCGGAAAACAUACGCAUCAAUGUUUGGUCUAAUCUCCAUUUAAUGGUCCACUUAAUUGCCUUAAGCUUACGGGUCAACUCACGUGAGGAAUUGCAGAAGGUUGCUAAAUCCAUCGGUAAAAUGCCAAACUUGAAAGAACUUUCUCUUGGCUGUGAUGGUUCAAAACUUGAGGGUUCUCAGGCGUGGUGGAGACAUCUCAGAAAGAUGAUGCAUCUGAAGAAACUUCGCUUGGGUUGUUCUUCACUAAGAGAUGCAGAUAUGGUUUAUGUUGCUGCCAUGCCGAGCUUGGUCGAGUUGGACCUGUCCAACAACGAUAAGCUAACCGGCUCAUCCAUGGUUCAUUUGAAGAGUAUGAAACAACUUGGGAAGUUGAGCUUACGUCAAAGCUGUCUGAAUGGUGACGAUUUUACUGCUAUCUUGAAAUCAGUGAAUGAAAUGACCACAUUAAGGGACUUGGAUCUUUCUAUGAAUUACCAGCACGGUCAACCUGUUGCUGUUGAUUUGUAUAAUUUGAAGUACCUGAAAAAGCUUUGUUUGAAACAGUGUUAUCAAUGCAAACAAGGUAGAGAAAGCAUUACUACAAUCAAAGAAAACUUAGCCGAAUCAAUCGAAGUGGAACUCUAA
Asterias rubens (European starfish) is the source of this 7773-nucleotide messenger RNA. Its product is annotated as protein NLRC5-like. The transcript has 6 exons. The record is from RefSeq and is a predicted model, not a curated record. Bases 178 to 7773 code for a protein of 2531 amino acids. NCBI's taxonomy places the organism in Eukaryota, Metazoa, Echinodermata, Asteroidea, Forcipulatida, Asteriidae. Gene Ontology annotation, molecular function: protein binding.